Apodemus sylvaticus (European woodmouse) is the source of this 2278-nucleotide messenger RNA. RefSeq names its product myoferlin-like. The coding region runs from base 1342 to 1860 and encodes 172 amino acids. Gene Ontology annotation, molecular function: phospholipid binding. The record is from RefSeq and is a predicted model, not a curated record. Gene Ontology annotation, biological process: membrane fusion; T-tubule organization; plasma membrane repair. NCBI's taxonomy places the organism in Eukaryota, Metazoa, Chordata, Mammalia, Rodentia, Muridae. The transcript has 9 exons. Gene Ontology annotation, cellular component: plasma membrane.
GCAGUGCAGACAAAGAGCGGCAUCUGGCGGGCGCAGCGCGGCCGCAGCCCCGGGACUUGCGCUGCUGCCCUCCGGCCUCGGCGUGCACUGUGCAGCGAGAUCCCACAGGUUCUACUCCUACAGUGUCAUCCCAGCUGGCUUAAGAGCUUGGAGGAUCACUGUAGCUCUGUCACAUUUAAGGUGUCCUCAGACAGCAGAAUACAUCAUCUUUUUGAAGAGUGCUACAAUUUUUCCAGUCACCUCUUAUAACUGCAUGCCAAAGGAUUUAUUUUUUUAGAACACCAGCAAAACUCUGCUUCCAAGUGAAGAAUAGUAAAUGAAGCCGUGGGUUUGUGGAAAGCGCCUUCUGGUGAAUUUGCACCCCAGAUCUUCUGCUUUCUAACUUGUGAACUUAGAAGGACUCCAUGAAAGAUGACAGAAGAAGUCAUUGUCAUAGCCAAGUGGGACUAUACUGCCCAGCAGGACCAGGAGCUCGACAUCAAGAAGAAUGACCGGUUGUGGCUGCUGGAUGACUCCAAGACUUGGUGGCGGGUGAGAAAUGCAGCCAACAGGACAGGCUAUGUGCCUUCCAACUACGUGGAGCGUAAGAACAGCCUGAAGAAGGGCUCCCUGGUGAAGAAUCUCAAGGACACGCUAGGCGGGGACAGUGGCCUCCUGGCAUGACCCUCCUGCGGGAACAGAAGCCGAGCCUGGCCACCAUGGAUCGCUGGGCUGUGCGCCGGGUCCUGGCUUCUGGCUGUGAGCUGGUGAAACAGGAAGGGAAUUCACAGGCCAGUAAACUGAAUCCUGUUCCUUAAAGACACAGGCUGGGCUGAGAAAAGACAAAGACCUGGUAGAGUUUACAGAGUUCUGGGCUGGCACUUUCCCAAGGAACAUUAAUGAUCAAGUUGCAGCUGGCUGGGGUCAAAGGCUGUGGGAUGGGCGGGGCUAGGUCCCAGGGUAACUUGAUUUUUUGUUUGUUUGUUUGUUUGUUUUUUAAUUUUGUUAAUUUCUGUAGUAGUUUUUUUAAUUGCUUUACUUUAGAUGCUUAGUGUUUCAAUUACUGUGCAGUAAAGGGACUUUUCCCCAAUCUCUUUGGUAUUUUGCAUGCUUUUACAUUAACUCUGGCUAUAUAUUUAUAAUAACUCUGGCUAUUCUUACACAGGCACCUUCUUUAGUUUAGGACAUUUUCAUUUAGGAUUUUAUUGGAAAUGUUUUCUAGAUAUUUAUGCUGAUUGAUCUUCUUCACUCUCGCCCUCACCUUCUCCUUCUGAGGUUUUCCUUGUGGGUGUGCAGCUUGAAUGCUUCUCUGUGUCCUGCUCUGAGCUCGGCUGUUGUGUGUUGUGAGGGGACCUCAGGGAAAUGCUGAAAUCAAGACAUGGCAAAAGCCACGCUGCACCUGCGAAUCCAUUUCCUGUGGCUGCAAAUGCGAGUUCGCUGCAGGACGCCAACAUGGACGCCGACCUCGACAGCAUCUUGUGCUGGUUCUGGACAGCAGAGGGUUCCUUAAACACAAAAACAAAAUACCAGCGAAGGCUGAAGUGCAGCCUGUCUGCCGUCUUCCAUUCAGCCAUCAUGUUGCAAGAUGUCGGUGAGGCCAUUCAGUUCGAAGUCAGCAUCAGGAACUAUGGCAACAAGUUUGAUGCAACCUGUAACCCUUUGGCAUCAACAACUCAAUACAGCCGUGCAGUGUUUGAUGGGAACUACUAUUACUACUUACCUUGGGCCCACACAAAGCCCAUCGUCACCCUGACUUCCUACUGGGAGGAUAUUAGUUACUGCCUGGACGCAGUGAAUACUCUCCUAGGCAUGGCAGAAUGGCUGCAAAUACAGGUGAGACAGAAGUGGUCUUUGUCCCAACAUUUGGACCUUGUUGUUUGAACCUUUACAGAAGUCCCAGAGAGUACACAGGAUUUCCAGAUCCCUAUGAUGAGCUGAAUACAGGAAAGAUUGGUUUAUCAUUUGCGGCUGUGAUUAAUGGACACUGGUGAAUGGGAUCCCUUCUUACAAAAGUAAUAAGUAUCUCAUGGGAGAGGCAUUUACAUUCUUCACUCCUAAUGCAGACCUGCCACUCAGCUGAUAAAGUGUUAAAGGAGAGAAUUCUUACUCUUCUUACAUCUUAGAAAUAAAGACUACAAAAAGGAUCAGAAGACCAGGCACCUUUAAUCUCAGCACUCAGGAGGAGGAGGAGGCAGGUAGAUCUCUGUGAGCUUGAAGGCAGCCUGGUCUUUACAGUGAGUUCUUGGUCAGCCAGAGCUACAUAACAAGAUCCUAUAUGAGAGAGAGAGAGAGAGAGAGA